Messenger RNA from Seminavis robusta, 351 nucleotides. The record is from the annotation of a GenBank genome assembly. NCBI's taxonomy places the organism in Eukaryota, Bacillariophyta, Bacillariophyceae, Naviculales, Naviculaceae.
AUGCCGACCACCAACGAUUUCCGCCCUUGCCAGCUGCGCCGCAGCCACGAUGGCGAUCAGCACAACACCCUUUCCUUGUCCAUGCUCCAUCGGCCCGUGUCCCGGAAUAGAGUCAAUUUGGAUUCCACUCUCAUGGCUCGAACUUCUUUUUCCCGUCCCAGUGGAGAUCCCCGUCCUGGCAUGACAAGAGAAAGUGCCACCGAAAGAAUGCAUCGUGUCCUAUCCAUCUUGGACCAAGCACUGGAUACAUUCGAAGAAGAUUUGGGUUUCCAGCAGGACGAAGAAGAAUCUACCACCAGUGGGACGGACGAAGCGGCGGCCACUCAUUCCAGGGAACACCCAAGCCCCUGA